Molecule: messenger RNA, 3011 nt
Organism: Stylophora pistillata
Lineage: Eukaryota; Metazoa; Cnidaria; Anthozoa; Scleractinia; Pocilloporidae
Product: glucose-6-phosphate 1-dehydrogenase
Biological process (GO): pentose-phosphate shunt, oxidative branch; glucose metabolic process
Cellular component (GO): cytosol
Molecular function (GO): NADP binding; glucose-6-phosphate dehydrogenase activity
Source: RefSeq, a predicted model, not a curated record
UCAUCGCUACCAGCGACAAAAUAUUUCCAGCUAUCUAGUUGAUGCGAGACAACAUGCCGAAAGUCUCUGAUCAUCUUUUUUUAAUUUUCGGAAAAUGUGAGCUGUCGACGUUAUUGUGGCGUGACGAAUUAGUUCCCAGUCUACUGUCAAAUCGAAGGAAAACAAGCAAAGACGCAUGGGAAGUUGUGGUCGUUGAUUGAUCCAUUCAAUGACUGAACAUGGCAACAAGGAAAAUUAAACCUGAUAACUCAUGGAUCUUCGAUUUCGAUUCUAAACCCAAACCAGAGAAAACGCACAAUUUUGAUCUCUGUCGUCUUCGGGCAUACUCAUCUCAAGCAGAUUCAGAGGAUAGUUCUGCAGUUAUGAAUGAACUAACCUUGCUUGUUGUAUUUGGAGCAUCGGGAGACCUUGCCAAGAAAAAGAUUUACCCCACCUUGUGGUAUCUGUACAAAGAUGAUCUCAUUCCAAAAAACACUAAAUUUAUUGGGUAUGCUCGUUCAGAUCUGACUGUUGACAAAUUACGAGCCAAAGUUGAACCUUUUUUGAAGCUUAAAGAUGGCGAGAAAGAAAAAUUGUCAGAAUUUUACAAGAAGUGCUACUAUGUGAAAGGUCCUUACAAUGAGGCAUCAGGUUUUAAAAGUCUGAAUGCAGAGCUUGAGAAACUUGGAGAAGGGAAGGAUGUUGUCAACAGGCUGUUUUAUCUUGCACUUCCUCCAUCUGUUUUCAUAGACACAUCAGAGAACAUCAAGAAGUACUGUAUGGGCUCAAAGGGUUGGAACAGAGUGGUGAUUGAAAAACCCUUUGGCAAGGAUGCUGACAGCUCUGCUGAGUUGUCAAAUCAUCUAGCAUCACUGUUUCCUGAAGACUCCAUGUAUCGUAUUGAUCAUUAUCUUGGAAAAGAAAUGGUACAGAAUCUGAUGGUGCUGCGAUUUGGAAACCGCAUUUUUGGGCCAGUGUGGUGUAGAGAGAGCGUCAAAAGUGUCAUCAUUACAUUCAAAGAACCCAUUGGAACUUAUGGACGUGGGGGCUACUUUGAUGAAUAUGGAAUCAUAAGGGAUGUGAUGCAAAACCAUCUUUUACAGGUUCUUUGUUUGGUUGCCAUGGAAAAACCAGCCAGUAAACGGGCGGAAGAUCUUCGAAAUGAAAAAGUUAAAGUUCUGAAGUCCAUAAGCCCAAUUGAAUUAAAAGACACGGUGCUUGGUCAGUAUGUUGGAAAUCCUGAUGCAGAAGGUGAUGGAAAAUUUGGUUAUCUUGAUGAUCCAACUGUGCCCAAAGGAUCCAUCACACCAACCUUUGCAACUUCAGUCAUGUACAUACGCAACGAGAAAUGGGAUGGUGUUCCGUUUAUUCUCAAAUGUGGCAAAGCCCUUAAUGAGCGCAAGGCUGAGGUCCGCAUCCAGUUUAUUGACACACCUGGAGAUAUCUUUGAAGGAGGGUGCAAGAGGAAUGAGUUAGUGGUCAGACUUCAACCAAAUGAGGCUGUUUAUGUCAAGUUGAUGAUAAAGGAAGCAGGAAUGUCCUUUGAACCAAAAGAAUCAGAAUUGGACUUGACAUAUUCUGACAGAUAUACUAAUGUGAAGAUGCCUGAUGCAUAUGAAAGACUUAUUCUUGAUGUGUUUUCUGGAAACCAAGCUCAUUUUGUCAGAAGUGAUGAGCUUGCUGAGGCCUGGAGAAUUUUCACCCCCAUUCUCCAUCAGAUUGAAAGGGAGAACGUGAAACCAAUUCCUUAUCAGUUUGGAAGCCGAGGACCAUUAGAAUCUGACACUCUUAUCAAAGACAGUGGAUUUCUCUACAGUGGAACUUAUAAAUGGGAAAAGAAAGCUAACAAGUAAAUCAAUAUGGAGAAACUCAGGAUAGCCCUUUCCAGAUGACAGUUAACAUUCAAGUUAAUACAUUGCAGUACUUUUUACUACUGCUGAAAUCAAUCAAGGGAAUUUUAAAAAUGACAGUACAAGUCACAAUCUUUACAUUAACUCGUUCACUGCAUAACUUAACCAAACUUUCUGGUUACAAUCUUUUUCUGCUACCUUCACUGUAAGGAUUUGUUAGGUAAUUCAAUUGUUUCCAGCUUUUGAGAGAUGGUUGCCAUUUAGCCAGUAUUGAUUUCAGUUGUGUCUCUGUUCUUUGGUGUUUUUAUUACACAUUAUUUUCUCUGUGGUAUGAAAUAUAAAGUAGUCAUGAUCUACCCUUCGUUGCUUUACAAUGUAUCAAUUCUUCCAUCUGCAGGAUGCAUAUUUCCUCAAUUUAUAAUAAGAAUUUGUAAUUCCUGGGAAUUAUAUGUGGUCAGUUGUCCUUUCUUUACCCUGUUCAAUCUGUUGCACAGGUGAAACAAACUAGGGCUUUUAAGUUCGAGCGGGUGGAAAGCAUAGUUAAAAAUAUUACUACUUUUGUCACUGUGUCCCAGCCAGCCUGUGGGGUUCAGUUGAUGGUUGGCAAGAAAGCCUCAAGUAGUACAGGGUUUUUGAAUCAGAACGUUUGUAUGUGGGACAGCUUAAAGUUAUACCAAAUCACUGAUGUGAAGGAAAAUAUUUGGCUUUGUUUUUUCUAAGAGUCUAUGGGUAAUUAUAUUACAAUUUUAGUGUUCAAGGUGAAUCACCAUCAGAGUACAUACUUAUCCCCUCAAGUGUGAACAUAGUUUGACAAGCACUGCAAUGAGUAGACAUAAUACAUACUGGUACAUGUAUGAGAAGGCUAACAAUAAGAUAAAAGAAAAUGUAAUAUUUUAAAACGGCAGACUUUCUAGGUAGUUUGUUUCCUUAUAUUUCAUGUGAACUAAAUUUAGAUAUGCAGUUAUUAAAUCAUAAGAAUUGGUAAUGUCAAGAGUCCUGCUUAGAGGCAAAAGGCUCAAAGCAUUUUAAUUUUAAUUUUAAGGUUGAAACAGCAUGUUUGUAAUAAUAGUUAUUACUAAAGGAGUUACUGUAGUAACUUAGGCUUAAGUUAUUGCAUUCAGGAAAUAAUGUUUGAUUCCCUUCUCAAGGGAAAGGAGACAUAAUAAAAUAAGCUUUACUUUA